This is a messenger RNA of Ogataea haglerorum, 1191 nucleotides long. RefSeq lists its product as uncharacterized. The transcript is spliced from 2 exons. The record is from RefSeq and is a predicted model, not a curated record. Gene Ontology annotation, cellular component: plasma membrane. NCBI's taxonomy places the organism in Eukaryota, Fungi, Ascomycota, Pichiomycetes, Pichiales, Pichiaceae. Gene Ontology annotation, molecular function: potassium ion transmembrane transporter activity. The coding region runs from base 1 to 1191 and encodes 396 amino acids. Gene Ontology annotation, biological process: potassium ion transmembrane transport.
AUGUCUUCUUCCAAGAUCGGGUCUCUGAAGACGGAGGAGAUCACCUUCGAGGACCUGGGAGAGGAGCACGACUACCGGGUGUUCACUAUAUGGACUCUAGUCAGCUACCUGAUCAUGCUGACGGAGAUCUGUCUGAGUUUCGGGUUCCUGGCCUCAGAUAUAUACACCUUGGUGCAGAUAUACGCCCUCAAUGACUGGGACACGUACCACGCCAUCAGCUACGUGCCUCUGCUGGCCUACCGGAUAAUCUUCACCACGUGUAUCGGCAUCUCCAUGGCAUGGCUCUCCUACGAACGUUUCUGCAUUUACGAAAAAUCCACCACCAAGUCGUUCUUCGACUGGUUCUCUCUCACCGCAUACCGCUCCUACUAUUUUUCCAUCUACCUGUGGCUUUUUGCAGAUACCCCGAGACAGAUCCUGAAUGGUGCGACGAUUGCCUACUCGAUGUCAAACUCGUUCACGUCCAGCGACAUCGGCGCCGUCGUGAAGACCAUUGCGCAGGCCAACAAACGCGAGGCCGUGCUUCUGUCGUUCAUGACGUUCUCCUUCAUUGUGUGGGUGAUCUUCACAGUCAAGUACGUCUGCGUGAUCAUUGGCUCGUUCUACGUGGUCAGCGAGAUCCACUCCCGGCACAGAACCACUUUCGGGAAAUAUUGUCGACGCUUGGUGGCCGACAGCGUGAUCGAGCUGUACGAGAAACACGAGAAGGAGCUGCGCAAAAAUCGCCCUCGGCCGUACAGGGACAGAACAGACCUGGCUGAAAAGCCUGCGUCGUUCAUGAAAGAGUACCUGCCCUUCAGAGACACCUACGACAACUUCUCCAAGGACUCGCUGCAGAGACCCGUUUUCGCCAGAGAUCCGUUCAAAUCUCCCAACAACUCGUCGGAGUCGCUCCCCAGCUUCCCUGAAGAUCCGUUCAACGAGGUGAUCAAUGUCUCGCAGACCAAACAGAACAGGGCCCUGGGCCAGAAGCUGGAGAUCCCGUACCCGCAAGAGCUGGUUCUCAGCGACUCCACCAUGACCGACUCCGAGUCCCAGACACAGGACAUCUACAUCUCCAAAUCGAGCACCUACUCCUCGCGGAAGCCGAGCGACCACUCGAUAGAGUGCACGCGGCCUGUCGACCGCACUCCCCCACGCAACAUCUACGCCGCCGCAUCUCUCGACCAGAGCCUGAGAAAGUAUACAUAG